This is a messenger RNA of Xyrauchen texanus (razorback sucker), 1930 nucleotides long. Its product is annotated as Golgi membrane protein 1-like. The coding region runs from base 172 to 1359 and encodes 395 amino acids. The record is from RefSeq and is a predicted model, not a curated record. Lineage: Eukaryota; Metazoa; Chordata; Actinopteri; Cypriniformes; Catostomidae. Gene Ontology annotation, cellular component: Golgi apparatus. The transcript is spliced from 9 exons.
GUGAUUGAUGCGCGCCAACAGCCAGUCAAGCGCCGGAGAUUGAUGUUUACUGUUGUUGCUGUUGUCAGUGUCAUCCCGGAAAAAGACAUUAGCGAAAUGUCCAUGCUGCGUCUUUUCACUGGACGAGACCUUAUACGGUGAUAUCCAUCAGGGUUUGUGGAGCUGUAAUAGAUGAUGAUGGGUGCACUGGGGAACGGUCGACGCGGAGGUCGCUCUCCAUCUUUGCUGUUGGCCGCACUAAUCGCCUGCAUCCUCCUGCUCGGCUUCAACUAUUGGUUCUCAAACUCCAGAAACAUCAAUCUGCAGAGUAAGCUAUUGGAGAUGGAUGAACACAUGAGGCUGUUGGCUGCAGACAGAGACAGAGAGCAGCAGAGCAAGAUAAAGGCAGAGGAGAGGACACGUAGGCAAAACCAACAACUGGAUUUAAUGGAGAAUACAUACCGUGCACAACAGGAGAGUGCAAUCAACACAUGGAAACAGGAAAAAGAGAAUCUAAAACUCAACAUUUCCAUCAGUACUAAAACAGUGCUGGGCAUGAAAUAUCAUAUGAAGUCAUUAAUGGAGGAUCUAAGUAAGAUGCAGAGCGAGCUAAAGUCCUGUAAAAGUAACUUUGACAUCCUCAAUAAAAAAACCAUCAAAGACCUGACUCAGUGCGACAAACAAAUUGUGGCCAUGAAAGAGGAAUGCAGUCAGAAAAUUGGAGCUGUCAAAUCGGAAAAGCAUGAAAAGGAACAUCUUCCCGAAACUCUACAGAAUCCUAGUGGCUCAAAGACACAGAAAGUCACUGAUUCAAAAGCCAAAUCUGAGGUUCCUCCCGCAAACCAUGGGAAUAAAAGUGCUGCAGGACCAUCAAACAUUAAUUCCAACGUGAAUCCACGUCCCAAAAAUGAUGAGACCAUAGUGGGGAAAGACAAAAAAGAUGCUGUGAUCUCCAAACCAACCAUUAAGAAUGAGAAAGUCAACAAACCAGCCAAUGAGAACGUUUUAAAAGCAGUGAAAGAUAUUAAAGGAAAGUCCUUAAAGGCAGCAGGUGGUGAAAAGGAUGCAGAUACUCUGCUGGAUCAAGCAGGAAUUUUUGAAACCAAGGAAGAUGACAUUGGAUUCGAGAUUGGGGAUGGGAAUGAGGGAGACGCUGGAAUAGCAGAGAGGGAGGAAGACGCCAGAAUUGGGCAGAGGAAAGAUGAAGACGCCAUUAUGUACGACAAUGAGGGCGAGAUAGAGAAACAGCUCUCUAAGAUUAAAGAUGAAAAUCCAGGUGGCGGACAGAAUAUGGAGGAUGAGUUUGCUAAUUAUAACGGUGAAAACGACAACCAGCCGGAGUCUGAGGAUGACAAACAAGCCGAGCUCGUAAGGAUGUAACAAACACACCUGCUCACAUGAUGUGCCUGCUGAAACCUAUCAGAUACCCUCUGGGAGAAGAGGCUUGCUGUAAUGAUCAUUUUGUGCUGGGUAAAUAUUGCACUUCUGUGUAGUGACUGAUUUGCACCACAGAUAUCAUCUCAACAGAAACUCUCAUACAUCUUACAGAGAUGUAUGAGAGAGCCAAACAUUCAUUCGCUAGUACUGAUUUGAGAUUUAACUUGAAUGUAAUGACCAUCAAUGCUAUCAAGCCUUUAAAUGAAUGCACAGUGGGGAAUUUUAUAUAAAAAAAUAAGCUUAGCUCUUGUAUAUAAACAGUAUUGCAGAAGCUAUUCUAUUACAAAAUCUGACUACUUUAGCUUCUGCAUGCUUUUAUGUUCUGUCUUUAUGAUUUAUGUUCUGUUUAAAUGAAACUGAAUGUCUAGAUAUUUUAUCAGCCGAAAAACUCAUAGGAAUAUUAGACCGUUACUUUCAGAGUACAUUCAAAUAACAGGACAAUCUAGUUUUAUAUUUACUAUAAAAAGUUGGCUUUGUUGAUUUAAGGAUUGUAUUUACUUUAUAAUUUUUUUAA